Haemonchus placei is the source of this 852-nucleotide messenger RNA. NCBI's taxonomy places the organism in Eukaryota, Metazoa, Nematoda, Chromadorea, Rhabditida, Trichostrongylidae. The record is from the annotation of a GenBank genome assembly.
AUGGUUGGAUGCACACCAUUCUGCUUGAAUUCAUCUGUGUUUUUCUACGCUGCAGUCCGUACCGAAAGAGACCAUUUGUCCAAGGUAGUUAGAGAAUCUUCUAGGCAGGACAUUCCACUAAUGCUAUCAUCUCCAUACAAAAAAAGUAAUCACUGCCUUUUACAGAACGGACAUGUUGCAGUCUUCUUUAUCGUGGGUGCCCCAAAGACAGCCUGGAACAUGUUAAAACUGCUUAGGGAGCAGCAAAGCUAUGGAGAUUUGAUCGUUACAGAUAUAGAGGAAUCAUACGAAAACUUGGUAUUCAAAGUCAAUGCAGCGAUGAGGUUCUUUCUGACAUGUUGCUUCAGGACAGGUUUUAUGAUGAAAAUUGAUGACGACGUUGUCAUUAACUUUGAUCGUAUGUUGGCGCACUGGAUCGAAGCCGAACGCGAUAAAAAUAAAAUAUAUUGCCAGGUUUGGUCAGGAAUUAAGCCGGACCGUGAUCCAACCAGGAAAUGGCACAUUCCACACGAAAUAUAUGAAGAAGAAACGUAUCCUAACUACUGCGAUGGACCUAUUUACUUGAUAGGAAGAAGUGCUCUAUGUGAAAUUCUCAGCUCAGCGGAGCGAUGUUACGAACCGUUUCCCUUAGAAGACGUAUUCUACACCGGCAUUUUAGCAUCCGAGGCCGAUAUUCCAAGGAUCGACUGGCGAUAUAAAAUUUAUAGUGUAGACGAGCAUUCAUGGGAUCGAAAAAUCGCUUGUGACGAUCAGCGUAAUCCUAUUACUUUCGCCAUAUCGUCAUUCAAAUCGACCGAAAACUUGGUUGCAGCAUUCCAAACCCUCAGUUCCUUCGAGUGUGCAGGUGGAUAA